AUGGCUGACCCUCAGAAAGAGCAAGCGAAAGAAUCUCUCGUGGUCACCGCAAAGAAAUGGGGAGAAUACCUGCUUACACUCCUAACAGAGAACCCCGUACCACCUGCUCUUCUAGCUACUCUCAUCUUCGCUCAGCAUGCCCGGCCGUUCCAACCUAUGCCCAUGCUUUUUCCACCAUUGCUCCUGUUCUCGACAUACCUCAACUUGCAAGGCUUCAAGAUUGACAGCGCCGGCACGACCGCCGCAUUAAGUGGUGCGUAUCUGGUUCUGGCAGGUAGGAGACGUAUGGGCUUCGUGAACAAGUUUGGCGCCAGAGGUGUAAUCCGUGGCGCCACCAUGGGUUUGUGUCUUGUCAACCUGGUGGGCGGAGGACUUGCAUAUGGAUUUGGGAGUCGCACGAAGGAGGAUGACAAGAGGAAGAAUCUCUAG
Messenger RNA from Cladophialophora yegresii CBS 114405, 429 nucleotides. RefSeq lists its product as uncharacterized. The transcript is spliced from 2 exons. The record is from RefSeq and is a predicted model, not a curated record. Lineage: Eukaryota; Fungi; Ascomycota; Eurotiomycetes; Chaetothyriales; Herpotrichiellaceae. The coding region runs from base 1 to 429 and encodes 142 amino acids.